UGCAACACCCUAAUGGUUGACGACAGCGUGUUACACGGUAAACCUUCCGAAACACACGCUAUAGCACAGAAAUGGAGGGAGGUGGACGAGCGCACCGAGGCCGUGGUGGCAGUGGUAGAAGAGGUGGCGGUGGAGGUGGAAAUGAAUCUGGCACCUUUGGGGAGCAUAGAGGAGGGAGAGGGAGAGGCAGUCACCACCGAGGAAGAGGCAAAAGGGAUCAUUAUCGGGGGCGAGGACGAGGCACACCUGCAGCAGACUUUAACCGGGGCCAAGAUGAAAAUAACGACAGGGCAGAAUUUGAGGGCGAGGGACCCAGUACAUAUUCCAGAAGGAAACUUGAAUCUAACUGGGACCGCUACGAGGCGUCUGAGCAGCUUGAACAGAACGAAGCCGUGCCCGUGCAGAGAGGAACAGACUACCAUGCGCUGCUGGGCUCUGCGGGGGACUCUUUUUCACAGUUCCGGUUUGCUGAGGAGAAAGAUUGGGAGGCGGACUCGCUGGCUUCACACCAGAUGUCCGGUGUGUUUCUGGAUCUGGCAGUCCUGACCCAGACUCUUCAGGAGCUGCCCCUCCACCAGCGACUCAACUUGGAGCCAGAGCUCGUUCAGGAGGCCACACCGGCAGACCUACCUGCUGUUUCCAUGGUGACCAAACCGGACACCAGCAGUGGCCCUCUGGGGAGUGGCGGGGCGUUUAAGGUGACCGCUGCUGCUGUUGCUCCUGGCCCGGUGAAACCAACAGCAGGGGCAGCCAGAGCCCCGGAAGCCCCAGACGCCCCAGAAGGGGCUCGGGUGUCCUCAAGCAAAGCAGGGAAGACCCAGGAAGAGGAUGAGGCGGACAAGGAGCUGGACCUCCUCCUGGGCCUGCAGAAGCCGGUCACGGAGCUCUCCAUCUCUGACCCCCACCCAAGCAGCCCAGAGCUCAGCCCUAGUCAAAAUGGAGCUGAAGAGAAGAAAGCUGAGGAGGGGGUGGAGGCGGCAAAGGAACAGGAAGUCCCACCCAAAGCUGUUCCUGUGAAACAGGAAGUGACCGAGGAGGACCUUGAGGGCUGGCUGGACAGCAUGAUCUCCUGACCACAGCGCUCAUCUCAUCCAGCCGGGCCAAUCAGCAGUCUCAAAGGGCCCCAAGACCAGACCAGAGGCCCAAUCAGCGGUCUCGGAGGAUAACACCAUAGCGACGGUCCAACCAUCUGUCACAAAAGGGAAAGAAUGCUGGUGCUCCUGAUUCGCAUUACAUAGAGACACGCAGCUGCUGCCAGUCAGCAGAACAUACUCUACGUACAGCUGCAAAAAUCACAUAGCCUGAAUGCAGUUUAAUUUUUUGCCAAAAAGGAAACGAAGACCAAAAAAAGCAAUCCAUCCGUAACCAAUCCCCGUACUCAGCCGCUGCUUCGGAACCAGUCUUCCUCAACAACGCACGGCUAUAUCACCAGGACUUAAGCAGACUGACGUGUUAUUUCAGAUUUGUAUUCUGACAGUGUGCCCUCUUAGUCUCUCUUGAGUUGUCGGACACUGUGCGUGUGCGUGUGCGGCCUGUGUAGUCACCCGUGCACAGAUGUGACAUCCUCUUAGCUCCGUGAGGCAUAACUCAGCCUAACAAGUGUCGCGUCUUUGGGUGACUUUGAGGCCCGGCUGGUCGGUCUGUCGUCUGCGUCUGGCGUAGAAUAGAUUGAUGUGCCUGGAGAAAAUGACUGACACCUUUGGAUUUAUUGCAUCGGUUGCUUUAUUCUCUUUUCCCCCCUCCCCAAAAAAAGUCAUGGCUAU
Engraulis encrasicolus (European anchovy) is the source of this 1763-nucleotide messenger RNA. It is a transcript of the gene aven, whose product is annotated as apoptosis, caspase activation inhibitor. The transcript is spliced from 6 exons. NCBI's taxonomy places the organism in Eukaryota, Metazoa, Chordata, Actinopteri, Clupeiformes, Engraulidae. The coding region runs from base 72 to 1073 and encodes 333 amino acids. The record is from RefSeq and is a predicted model, not a curated record. Gene Ontology annotation, biological process: negative regulation of G2/M transition of mitotic cell cycle.